Messenger RNA from Ochotona princeps (American pika), 1350 nucleotides. It is a transcript of the gene WDR45B, whose product is annotated as WD repeat domain 45B. The coding region runs from base 5 to 1168 and encodes 387 amino acids. The record is from RefSeq and is a predicted model, not a curated record. Gene Ontology annotation, biological process: protein localization to phagophore assembly site; nucleophagy; protein lipidation. Lineage: Eukaryota; Metazoa; Chordata; Mammalia; Lagomorpha; Ochotonidae. Gene Ontology annotation, cellular component: cytosol; phagophore assembly site membrane; extrinsic component of membrane. The transcript is spliced from 10 exons. Gene Ontology annotation, molecular function: phosphatidylinositol-3-phosphate binding; phosphatidylinositol-3,5-bisphosphate binding; protein binding.
UUGGAUGCGUCCGGCGCUCCGCAGGCUCCCUACGCCGACGCUCGCGCGCGCGCACGCAGCACUUCCGGCCGCGGCGGCCUGGGCGCCGUCCCCGGUGGCGGAGCGGGAUGCGGCGCUGAGGGCAGAGGGCGCCAUGAACCUGCUGCCGUGCAACCCGCACGGGAACGGGCUGCUGUACGCGGGCUUCAACCAGGACCACGGGUGCUUUGCCUGUGGGAUGGAAAACGGAUUCCGCGUGUAUAACACAGACCCGCUGAAGGAGAAGGAGAAGCAAGAAUUCCUGGAAGGAGGAGUUGGUCAUGUUGAAAUGUUGUUUCGCUGCAACUAUUUAGCUCUUGUUGGUGGCGGGAAGAAGCCGAAAUACCCGCCCAACAAAGUGAUGAUCUGGGACGACCUGAAGAAGAAGACUGUGAUUGAGAUAGAAUUUUCCACCGAAGUGAAGGCGGUCAAGUUGCGGCGGGAUCGCAUCGUCGUGGUUCUGGACUCGAUGAUCAAGGUGUUCACGUUCACGCACAAUCCCCAUCAGCUGCAUGUCUUUGAGACCUGCUACAACCCUAAAGGCCUCUGUGUCCUGUGCCCCAAUAGCAACAACUCGCUCCUGGCCUUCCCGGGGACACACACGGGUCACGUCCAGCUGGUGGACCUGGCCAGCACCGAGAAGCCGCCUGUGGACAUCCCCGCGCACGAGGGCACCCUCAGCUGCAUCGCCCUCAACCUGCAGGGCACGAGGAUCGCCACCGCCUCGGAGAAGGGGACCCUUAUCAGAAUAUUUGACACUUCAUCGGGGCAGCUGGUCCAGGAGCUGCGGAGAGGGUCCCAGGCAGCCAACAUUUACUGCAUUAACUUCAAUCAGGAUGCCUCGCUCAUCUGUGUGUCCAGUGACCACGGCACUGUACAUGUGUUUGCAGCCGAAGAUCCGAAGAGGAAUAAGCAGUCGAGUUUGGCAUCUGCCAGUUUCCUUCCAAAGUACUUCAGUUCCAAGUGGAGUUUCUCCAAGUUCCAGGUCCCCUCAGGCUCUCCGUGCAUUUGUGCCUUUGGAACGGAGCCCAACGCAGUCAUUGCGAUCUGUGCAGACGGCAGCUACUACAAGUUCCUGUUCAACCCCAAAGGGGAGUGCGUCCGUGACGUGUACGCGCAGUUCCUCGAGAUGACCGAUGACAAGCUGUGACCGGCCACCAGCCGGUGGUCCGUGCCUGCCUCCCCACGGGCUCCCGGGGCUAGUGCCAACGCCCUGUGGGCCUCGUCGGGCGGGGCUGGAGGGACCACCCGGGCCCUUGCCCUCGAAGCCGUCUGCUUUUCUCCGCAGGGACAGCCCGGGCCGUCCGUGGCUGCUCCCUGUAACGCAGCUGU